This is a messenger RNA of Condylura cristata (star-nosed mole), 4214 nucleotides long. RefSeq names its product protein associated with topoisomerase II homolog 1 (yeast) (gene PATL1). Gene Ontology annotation, molecular function: RNA binding. NCBI's taxonomy places the organism in Eukaryota, Metazoa, Chordata, Mammalia, Eulipotyphla, Talpidae. Gene Ontology annotation, biological process: P-body assembly; deadenylation-dependent decapping of nuclear-transcribed mRNA. The transcript has 19 exons. Bases 295 to 2607 code for a protein of 770 amino acids. The record is from RefSeq and is a predicted model, not a curated record. Gene Ontology annotation, cellular component: P-body.
CGUGGAAAAGACAUUGUGAGGAAGAUGAGAAUUUUUUUGAAGUAUACACAAAAUUCUAGCAAAUAGUAUUCAUUUUCAGUUAACACUACCGUUCUAAUGAGUGAAGUAAGGGAAGUUGUGGGCCUAGUUUCUUGAUUGCAUGAGGAAAUGCUAUUAUUAGAUUCUUGAUCAAUUGUAAAAAAUAAAGUAAGGAAUAGGAAAGUGGAACUGAAAGAGGGUAAUGAAUCUUCCAGUGUCAGGGAAAUUGGGGGAUUAAAAAAUACCAUCUUUCCAAGAAGUUACAAUGAAGCUAUUAUGUUGAUUAGGAAGUCUUUGGAGGAUUGUCCUCUGGAUGAAGAUGAAGAUGCUUUUCAAGGCCUGGGAGAAGAAGAUGAAGAGAUUGAUCAGUUCAACGAUGAUACAUUUGGGUCAGGUGCAGUUGAUGAUGAUUGGCAGGAAGCACAUGAGCGUCUGGCUGAGUUGGAGGAGAAGCUACCAGUGACGGUUAGUGAACAAACAGGCAAUGGAGAAAGAGAUGAAAUGGACUUGUUGGGUGACCACGAGGAGAACCUGGCAGAAAGGCUCAGUAAGAUGGUGAUUGAAAAUGAACUGGAAGAUCCAGCCAUCAUGACAGCUGUGCAGACCAGGCCAGUUUUACAACCCCAACCUGGCAGUCUCAAUUCUAGCAUCUGGGAUGGAUCUGAAGUUCUGAGGCGAAUCCGAGGACCACUGCUUACUCAGGAAAUGCCUACAGUGUCUGUUUUAGAAUAUGCCUUGCCUCAGAGGCCCCCCCAGGGCCCAGAAGAUGAGCGGGACCUUUCUGAACGUGCACUACCAAGGCGCUCAACCUCACCUAUCAUUGGGAGUCCUCCAGUUAGAGCUGUCCCCAUAGGCACUCCGCCUAAGCAGAUGGCUAUGCCCAGCUUCAACCAACAGAUUCUCUGUCCGAAGCCUGUGCAUGUUCGGCCCCCAAUGCCGCCGCGUUACCCUGCUCCCUAUGGUGAGAGGAUGUCUCCAAACCAGCUCUGCAGUGUCCCGAACUCUUCCCUACUGGGUCAUCCGUUCCCACCCAGUGUCCCGCCUGUCCUCAGUCCCCUCCAGAGAGCACAGCUUCUUGGAGGAGCACAGCUACAGCCUGGACGCAUGUCUCCCAGCCAGUUUGCGCGGGUCCCUGGAUUUGUUGGUAGCCCACUUGCUGCCAUGAAUUCCAAGUUGCUGCAAGGGCGCGUUGGGCAGAUGCUUCCCCCAGCACCAGGCUUCCGUGCCUUCUUUGGUGCUCCGCCCCCCGCUCCACCACCUCCACAGCAGCACCCCCCUGGCCCAGGACCUCACUUGCAAAACCUAAGAUCUCAGGCUCCCAUGUUUAGACCAGACACCACUCACCUACACCCACAGCAUCGUCGACUCUUACAUCAAAGGCAGCAACAAAACAGAAAUCAGCAUCGGAAUCUCAAUGGUGCUGGAGACAGAGGCAGUCACCGAAGCAGUCAUCUGGAUCACCUCCGAAAGGAUCCCUAUGCCAAUCUCAUGUUACAGCGGGAAAAGGAUUGGGUCUCUAAAAUCCAGAUGAUGCAGCUACAAAGCACUGAUCCCUACUUGGAUGAUUUUUAUUACCAGAAUUACUUUGAAAAACUGGAGAAAUUGUCAGCUGCUGAAGAAGUACAAGGUGAUGGCCCUAAAAAGGAACGCACCAAGCUCAUUACACCUCAGGUGGCCAAACUAGAGCAUACCUAUAAGCCAGUGCAGUUUGAGGGCUCCUUGGGAAAACUUACUGUCUCUAGUGUGAAUAAUCCCCGAAAAAUGAUUGAUGCUGUUGUGACAUCUCGAAGUGAAGAUGAUGAGACAAAAGAAAAACAGGUUCGCGACAAGAGACGAAAAACCCUUGUCAUCAUUGAAAAAACCUAUAGUUUACUCCUUGACGUGGAGGAUUAUGAAAGGCGUUAUGUCCUAAGUCUAGAAGAAGAGCGACCUGCCUUGAUGGAUGAAAGAAAGCACAAAAUCUGUAGCAUGUAUGACAACUUAAGGGGAAAAUUGCCUGGACAAGAGAGGCCAAGCGAUGACCACUUUGUGCAGAUCAUGUGUAUCCGGAAGGGGAAGAGAAUGGUGGCCCGUAUUCUCCCCUUCCUCUCCACAGAGCAAGCAGCAGAUGUUCUCAUGACAACAGCCAGGAACCUCCCUUUCCUUAUCAAGAAGGAUGCACAAGAUGAGGUGCUGCCAUGCUUACUGAGCCCCUUCUCUCUCCUCCUCUAUCAUCUUCCAUCAGUGACUGUCACCAGCCUUCUGCAACAGCUAAUGAACCUACCUCAGAGUGCAGCUGCACCAGCACCCUCCAAUCCUCACCUCACUGCUGUGCUCCAGAACAAGUUCGGCCUGUCGCUGCUCCUCGUCGUCCUGAGCCGUGGGGAAGACCUGCAGAGUUCAGAUCCCGCUGCAGAAUCCACACAGGACAACCAGUGGACGGAGGUGAUGUUCAUGGCAACCCGAGAACUUCUGCGGAUUCCCCAAGCAGCCCUGGCCAAGCCAGUCUCCAUCCCCACAAACCUAGUGUCUCUCUUUUCUCGCUAUGUUGACCGGCAGAAGCUGAACUUGCUGGAGACAAAACUGCAGCUAGUUCAGGGGAUACGGUAAACAGUCUCCAGACGUGUCCUGUACCUCCUUUUGGCUGUCACCUGCACUGCUGCCAUCACCAAUGGAGUGUUUGUAGUGAGGGAGGGAAGGUAGCGUAUUCCCCAAAGCAUCUUGUGGGACCGAUCCUGUUCACAGGGGCUGUCUCUAAAUGCCAGGUAUUCCCCUACUGCUCUGUGAAAUCUGGCUGGGUGAUACUUGUGCUGGUUUCUUCUUACCUUCUGUGUUACAAUUCUGCAUGCCCUACUUUUACUCAGUUCUCCUCAAUUUUGCAUUUUCUUUGCCCUAGAGACAUAUAAUCUCUCCCUGUAUCCUCCCACUGCUACUCCAGUUCAGAGUAGAUUGUAGCCUGCCAGAGGAGUCCUCCCCUCAUUCCACUGAAGUCUUAUUGCCCCAUAUUAACAUGAUUAUAGGAGAGGCAAUUAAGUAGGAACCAACAUAUAUAUGCACAGGACACCGCCAUACACAAAUUUAUGUGGUCUCCCGUAGGACCUUAAGGAACAAAUUUUAGAUUGAAAAAUACUUAGUUGACACAUCCCCCCUCUAGACACAAACCAAUCUAAUAUUUUUAAUCUGUUUCUAGUCCAUCUUGUAAUUAAUUUGGUGGGCUCUACUUGUUUUAAAAUAAAUACAGGGUAUGCAGCAUUUUUUAAUAAAAUCAGAGCUCUUAAUUGGCUGAUGCCCAGCACUAGGCUGAGAAGGCCUUUACUUCCCCACUUACAUUUCCUUCGUUCCGUGCCCCCAGUGGAGACAGCACAUGGUCACGGCGCACCAGUCUGCCCCUCGAGUGCAUGCCAGAUUGCCCAAGGCGAUCCUGACUUACGGCCUGCUUCCACAGUGUAGCGUUCCCACACUCACUGUCUUCCUGAACUACUUCAGCAAGCCAUGCUUUCACUUACCUUUUCCCUGAUUUUAUUUGGUGUCAUGGGUGUUAGAAACCCCCACUUAGAACCACGGGCGCUCAGUGUGGUGUGCUUUGUUCUUCAGUCUCCUCCACACCGUGGACAGAGCUGCUGUCCUUGCUACUUCGUCUCUCCCCAGUCCCAUUCCCAGGCAGCCAGGGGCCUGGGUUUGAAUCCCAGCAGGGGCAGCCCGCCCUGACCCUUCUCCCUUAGCUCUCUUUCAUUUAGCAAUCAACCAAGAUCGGGGUUUUGAUCCCUAGCGAUUAUAACCCUCAAGCCAAUUAAAUCUGAAUUAAUUUUACUUGACUGUCCUGAUAGACUUUUUGCUGUUCCCACUUUUUCAAAUGUAGUCGGGGGACAAGUCAUGAUACUUAAAGAGAAUAAACAUUUUGCACAUACCCAUGUCGUACAACAGUAAAUCCUCCGUUAUCACCAGCUAUCCCAGUUCUUCAUUUCUUCCCUUUCUGUAACCCCAGGCUCCACAGCUGUUCCCCAGUGGCAUCACCCCACUUCCCUCUGUCGCUACCUGACUCCCCUCCCCACCAUGCGCCUCCCCGCCUUCCCGUCACAACUGAUCAAGUGAAUACUUGAUUAUUAUUUCCUCCUUUCUGUGCUUUAUCUUUUUUGUUUGGUUCUAAUUAAUAAAAAUUAAAGUUUCUAAAUUUACAUUUUUAUAGGGUAUUGUAAAUAAAAACAAAUUGUAUACUU